AGCUCUGCUACUUCCGGUUCACCAUUUCACGGAAGCCACUAACAGCAUCCUAGAUACAGGGAAGCAGGGAAGCUGUUCGUUUAAAUAGACAUGUUCGUACCUCGUGUUUAGAAGUUCGGUUUACAUCUGAUUUACGGCUAAUUGGCGUUUACGCUCAGUGUAUUUUGUGAAUAAAGCCCCUUUCCAGCUGGAUUACCGCAGUGUGUGUAUAUAUGUGCGUGAGUGAGUAUGAGUGGGUCGGAGGUGUUUCAUGAGAAGCAGAGGUUGGAGCUGUGUGCUAUUCACGCCCUGAACAACGUGCUGCAGGAGAGAGUAUUUACCAAGGAGGCAGCCGACGACAUCUGCAAGCGACUUGCUCCCCAGUGUGUAGUAAACCCGCACCGCUCUGUGCUUGGUACGGGGAACUAUGACGUGAAUGUGAUUAUGGCGGCUCUCCAGAGUCGUGAAUUGGCUGCAGUGUGGUGGGACAAACGUAGGUCAGUGCAUAAUCUGUGUCUGGAGAAGGUGCAGGGUUUUAUUUUGAACGUCCCGUCACGGGUGUCGCUCGGGAUCGUGUCCCUCCCACUGAGACGCAGGCACUGGCUAGCAGUUCGGCAGGUCAACGGGCAAUACUACAACCUGGACUCUAAGCUUAAGAGUCCUGUCUGGAUCGGAGGAGAAACGGAACUUAGAUGUCUCUCUGUUCAUGUCUACGUCUCUAGGCAGUUUCUCGGUGAGCAGUUGUCUCAGGAUGUUGCUGAGAUGCUUCUUGUAGUCCAACGAGAAGUAGAGGAGGACGGAACAUGGCUUAUUUCAGAUGACCGGGAGAACUGAAAUCUCAGGAAGUUCACUCAGACUGUUUAUGCACAAUGCAAAAUGUAUUGGUUUUAUUUUUAAACAGGACAGUCCUGUGCAGCGUUGCACUACCAAAGAGGAAGGAAGCACUCCCAGAUAGUCACACUUACACACCAAGAUGAAUUGAAUAUAAGACACAUUUCUGCUGUAACAGAUUUUUUUUUUAAACAAAGGGUUCAGGCAGGAUUGUUGUACAUGUACAGCUGCAUCAUCUGCCUCUCUUCUUUUUCAUUCUCUUUUCUCUCAGGAUAAGUGUUCGAAUUUAAAAUAUAAUAUCUGAACAGUCUUAUUUGUUCUGCAUCUAUGCACUGCACUGCUGAAGUUGAUGAAAGUGUGUAUCUAACUAUGCACAGAAAUUCUACUACAAAUUCUUUGUAAAUAUAAUUAAAGUUGCUGUUCAUCCAGCUCUGCAUAUUUCAGGGGAACUAUUUCUCCUGACUUGUCUUUAUAUUUGCUUGUGUUUAUUUUUCUCUUAGUUCACAUCUGAGAGGAUUCAAGUGGAAUGAAAAUAUUCACUAAUAAAGUGACUGUUAGUUAAAAAGUAAAAUAUUGUUUCCUCAAUUUGUGACAGCACUUGCAUCAGUGAAAUAUGUAUAUUAUCAAUAUUAAAUUAUCAAUUAUUCUCCUUUAUUUACCUUACAUUAACAUAACUGAACACUGAACAGUGACUUCACUUCGCAUAUAUCAGAUGUUAGGAAUCUGAGGUAAGACCUUAAGGUCAAUCAUGAAACAGUGUCUCUGGAGCAGAGAUGAUUAAGGGCCUUGCUCAAGGGCCCAACAGUGGCAGUGCUGGGGCCUGAACCCUAACUUUCCAGUCAACAAACUAGAGACUUUAAGCCACCACUUCUAUGAAACGAUGUAGGAAUAAUAGCACUUUUUAUAUGUGGUUCUACCAGAAUGUGGCCAUAAAAAUUCACAAAUAGUUUUUUUUAUUCAUGCAUUUUUUUAAGAUUCCUGUAGUUGGCUAUAUAUUUGAAACGCUGUAUAAAUGGACUACUGCUUCUAAAUUGUUGGAAAUCUCCAUUUUACAUACCUCAGAAGCAGGAAGUUGGCAGUCAGAUUUAUCUCCUCAAAAAGUGAUCUGUAUUGUCAGUUUCAUUGAUUUAAAAAUCUGUAUAUUGGUUGACUUAAAGCACAAUUUUAUUGA
This is a messenger RNA of Tachysurus fulvidraco (yellow catfish), 1981 nucleotides long. RefSeq names its product Josephin domain containing 2 (gene josd2). The record is from RefSeq and is a predicted model, not a curated record. Lineage: Eukaryota; Metazoa; Chordata; Actinopteri; Siluriformes; Bagridae. The transcript has 5 exons. Gene Ontology annotation, biological process: protein deubiquitination. Gene Ontology annotation, molecular function: cysteine-type deubiquitinase activity. Bases 229 to 813 code for a protein of 194 amino acids.